AUGUUGAUGAGGAAGAGAGAAAGAAAUCUGGUCGUUCACUUAUCUGAACCCAAAGAGGGCUGCCGGAUGCUCGACGCAUCAAUCUUUAUCGUUGAUUGUGACGCUGGUGACGUUGAUCAAUGGAUAUCGGACUGGGGAGCCGAGCAGCUUCGAGCAUGGCCGAGUGUUCUUCUUCACGGUUUCAAUCCUGCUCAAGUUCUUCCCGCUCGUUGUCUCUACCAUUCAGCAGGCCAUGAGGCGAGCGUCCAGAGAGCCAAUAGUCUCGAGAAGGUUGGGCGCGGUUUCUGGGUACGAAGCAUUGGAUUGCUGCUGAUCUGGCUGAACGUAUUUGGGCAUUUCGCCGAUACCCGAUCCUUCACCCAUCUCUCGUCGUCGCUGAAAUGCCUCGGUCCAGUUGACAGGCCCAUCAUUCAUCUUACAUGGAUAGCUCCGCACGAACACCUUUUUCGCAGCCUCAAAGUUCACCUUCUGAAUGGCAUGCCAUCCAAGCAGAGCAAAGCUCAGAUACGAUGUACUAAACCAAGGAAGCAACGAAGACUGCUCGAGAUGUACGCGGCUGCAACUUACCUGCUUGCGAGAGAGAAAGCAGUACCUUUGCAGCUCACAAUCACGAAGCUGGAAAGAGCUCUCGAAGACAUUUUAGAGCGACUAGAUAUGCCUGCGCUGGACCUGCCGACAUCAGUAGAGUCCAGCCAUGCACUAACGGCCCUCGUUCUCCUCCUCAGCAGACAAGGCCUAAUUCCGAAGAACGUGGUGAUGCUAUCCGCGCUAGAGACCCACCAGAUUGAACGGCCUUCGCAGUCAACUCAGAUCGGAAAGAUCACGAUCUCAUCUCUAAAGGCUUACUUGGCCCGAACGAGGCAGAUGAAUUGCUCGAGCUGUUCCAACGACACUAGGCCCACCACCUCUUCUCUGCUGAGUCUUCGUGCAUCAUCGACAGUGCUCUUCACUGCCGUCAUGCUGGUUGCUGCACUACUUAUGCCAGGAAAGGAGGCGCUGCAUGAAAACAUCCACAGCCAUUUUAUGGGCGUGGUGUCAUCGCCUUCUGGCAGCCGUAACUAUCUUGGAAGCUAUCAGCUGAACUUGCAUCACGCCUUUUACACAGCAUUCUCUGAUGCGGAUUCCAGUGACGAACAGCGACGUGACUGCAUCGAGAAAACCAGGCUGUGGUAUCUACUCUACGUACUGGACCAUCAAUUCUCGAUUGCCUACGGUAGACCGCCUUGUAUGAAUGAGCUCCGUACAAUCAAGGACUUUGAUCUACUGCUGAGGUCGGAGAUUUGCACAGAGUCAGACAGGGCACUAAUUGCUCAAGUGACUAAUCUCACCGGGCUUGGGAGAGCAUUCGAGCAUUUUGGACUCAAUCCGAAACGAGUGAUGGAUGGGCAAGACUCUUCCGUGCUCAAUCAUAUGCGAUUCACUGACAGUAUGGUGGCAUGGAGAGAACGAUGGACUGACCAGACCACUCAGAGCAGCGAGCUAUCAAGGAAUAUCGCUUUGCAAUUUCACUUCAGCAACCUGGUCCUGAAUAGUAUCGUCCUUCGCGGUCGACCUCUCGAGAAGCUGUGCGAGCUUCCCACGAGCCUGCGGCCAUUGGCUUUGCACGCAGUGGAGUCAGCACCCCACGUACUCGAACAAUUUCUGUAUGAUCCAAGGCACUGCGCUGAAAUCGUGGGAAUGCCGCUCUAUCUUCACUCUAUGAUCGCAUUUGCAGUGGUGUUUCUGCUGAAGAUGGCGCAUAGGUGGAGCGCAAUCGGAAUUACUAUCAGCCCAGCUGAUCGAACUAUGCCGCUGAUCGAAGCUAUUAUCUGCCGUCUCCACUGCUGCAAGGCCGGUGCUAAUCACAUGGUUUUCAGCAUGGCAAAAGGCUUCGAACGAAUGCUGAAGCAGGUCGGAAGCGUAACCCAUUCGCCAAUCUCAUACGGAGGGCUCAUCAACCACGCUACCCAACUCUGGAAGAGCAAAUACUUAUUAGAGCACACCGCAGACUUUGGCGUAGCCGAGAACGCCGCCGCCGAUGAUCUCUCUCCUGGCGAAAUGCUCGCCUGGGGCUUUCAAGACGAAGAGUUAUGGUCGGUCGGUAUGGGUUACGAUUUGUUGGAACCCGGUGGUCAAGGUCUGGCCAUAGUAUGCCUUGCGCAACUUCGACGUCCCUACUCCUUGACUAAGUCAGCCUUGCCGCCUUGCCUGGGUAAACCUCGUCACUGGAGAAAGGACAUUUUGCCAUGCCAUGCCAUCUCGGUACGUAAUCUACUUAUAUACGUGCCAAGUCGGCUCGUGAGCAUAGCAUCGGCACAUAUGCAGCCGCUCUGCAUUCACAGCGCAUACUUGCCCACUCUCUAUCGAGGGUAUGUUCAAGUGGAAGCGCCUGGUCACUGCUUGCAGGUCUGUAUGAGCAGCUCUAACUCACUAAUUCGGAAUUUGCGAACCAGCAAUGCGCGAUUAGGAAAGGCUGUUGUCCAUGCAAGCAAGACUCCAUGA
This is a messenger RNA of Pseudocercospora fijiensis CIRAD86, 2481 nucleotides long. RefSeq lists its product as uncharacterized. NCBI's taxonomy places the organism in Eukaryota, Fungi, Ascomycota, Dothideomycetes, Mycosphaerellales, Mycosphaerellaceae. The record is from RefSeq and is a predicted model, not a curated record. The transcript has 17 exons. Gene Ontology annotation, molecular function: zinc ion binding; DNA binding. Bases 1 to 2481 code for a protein of 826 amino acids. Gene Ontology annotation, biological process: DNA-templated transcription.